Molecule: messenger RNA, 3111 nt
Organism: Dovyalis caffra
Lineage: Eukaryota; Viridiplantae; Streptophyta; Magnoliopsida; Malpighiales; Salicaceae
Source: the annotation of a GenBank genome assembly
AUGGCCGACGAUAACUCAGCAGACCAAACCACCGACUCACCCGACCCGAAUCCAUCAGGAGACCCAAAUGCUGAUACCAACAAAGACACCAACGUCUCUCUUUCAUCAGAUUCUGACUCAGACUCUGAUUCCGACUCCGAGUACGAUUAUGACUACACUCCAUCAUCCACCAACCAAGAGGAAGGCGUUAUCACCUACAGCAGACCGGGAGACGAAAUCCCAGAAUCGGAGAACACGUCGGAGAAAAACAUUGCCCGGUUCGCGGAGGUAUUGGAGAGCAGAAGGAUGAAGAAGAUGAAAGAAGAAGAAGACAGAAACUAUGUCUUUUACGAGGAUUUGUUUGAUUUUCCGAGGGAUAAAGAGAAUUGGAGGGAAGAGGAUUUGAAGGAGUUGUGGGCUGACCCGCCAUGGGAAUCUACGAAACCAGGCUGGGACCCAGUGUGGGCGGAUGAGGAGGAUUGGGAUAUUGUUAAGAAGAUGAAGGAAGAAGGGAGAGACCCGCCUAUUGCGCCUUUUUAUGUGCCUUAUAGAAAGCCUUAUCCGGUGAUUCCUGAUAAUCAUUAUGAUAUUUCGAAUCCGAAAGCUGUUAUUGAAGAGCUGGAUAGAAUAGAGGAGUUUUUGACUUGGGUUAGCUACAUUUUCGAAGAUGGUAGCUCGUAUGAAGGAACUGUUUGGGAUGACUUGGCACAUGGAAAGGGUGUUUAUGUUGCUGAACAGGGGCUAGUCAGGUAUGAAGGUGAGUGGCUUCAGAACAACAUGGAGGGCCAUGGAGUUGUAGAAGUUGAUAUACCUGAUAUAGAACCUAUACCAGGUUCCAAGCUUGAAGCAAAAAUGCGUUCUGAAGGAAGAAUUAUAUCAAGAGAUUUUAUGUCCCCAGAAGACAGGGAAUGGCUAGAGAUGGAUAUUGAAGACAGCAUGCGUCUGGCUGGAGGGCAGUAUGAAAUACCUUUUUACGAGAAUGAUGAGUGGAUUAGACAAUUUGGACAAAAACCGUUACUGAAUUUGGGCACGCCACUUCCUUUGGUGAGAACUCGUGAUCAUGUGCCUUGCAUCCCUUUCAAAGGAUGGGAGAAAGGUCGGUACCGUUAUGCUGGUGAAUGGAAGCAUGGCAGGAUGCAUGGAUGCGGUGUCUAUGAAGUCAACGAGCGCACCAUAUUUGGCAGGUUCUACUUCGGAGAGUUUGUAGAGGAUGCUACUGAUUGUGAUGAAGACAUCUCUGCAGUCUUACAGGUGCAUGCAGGAAUAGCUGAAGUAGCUGCUGCAAAGGCUAGGAUGUUUGUCAAUAAACCAGAUGGAAUGGUCAGGGAAGCCUUUGGUCCAUACAGUGAUCCUCAACAUCCCUAUUUCUACGAGGAAGAAGAUGUGUGGAUGGCACCAGGCUUCAUCAACCAGUUCUAUGAAGUUCCUGAUUAUUGGAAGAGAUAUGCACAUGAGGUAGAUCAAGAAAGAGAGAUGUGGUUAAAUUCCUUUUAUAAAGCUCCACUGAGAUUGCCUAUGCCUGCUGAGCUUUCAUACUGGUGGGAGAAUGAGGAGACUCCUGAAUUCGUUGUUCUUAACAAGAAACCAGAACCCGAUCCUGAAGAUCCAUCUAAGCUCAUAUACACUGAAGAUCCUGUCAUUCUACACACACCAACUGGACGAAUAAUCAACUGGGUUGAGGAUGAGGAACAUGGGAUUCGGUUAUUUUGGCAGCCACCUCUGAAAGACGGGGAAGAUGUGGAUCCUGAUAAAGUUCAGUUCCUACCCCUUGGUUUUGAUGAAUUUUAUGGAAAAGAGGACGUGGUAAAGAAGGAAAACAUAUGGCAGCGUCUUCGAAAAGCAGUUGAUAUUGUGUGCAAGCCGGUGUUUGAUAAAGUACAGAAAUGGACCGAAGAGAAGAAGAAAGCUAGUGAGUUAAAAGUACAGUUGUAUGAAAAGGAACUUGAGUUGAUAGAGGCUGAAUUGUGUCUAGAAGAGGCCAUUGAAGACUUCGAUGAGGAGCUGAAGAUGAGAGAAAAAGAGGAGGAAGAGAAUACCUCCGUGUCCACCCAACAGGAGGAGAAACCGUUAGCCAAAGAUGAAGAGGAAGAAGAGGAAGCAGAAGAAGACGAGGAGGAGGAAGAUGAGGAUACUACACCAUCAAGUUUUGGUUCUGUGUCCCAAGAUGAGGAUCCAGCAAAGAAUGAACAGAAAGGAAACAGACCUACGGGAGCUCCAUUUUCUACAUCUUCACUGUCAUUUGCUUCCUGUAGCCUUCUUUCAACAGUUCCCACUAGGCUACAGCAAUCAUUUCUAGCAUGGAAGAACAGAUUGCCAAAAAAGGCAACUCCUUCCUUUUGUGUGGACAGCCCGCAUGACCUCUCAGGAAUGGUUAAUUCAGUCAGUUUUCCCUCAGUCCUUGGCCAAAAGGGAAGGUUGAGAGCUGAUAGUCCGGAAAAUCAGAAGUUUCAAGCUAUAAACCAUUCCUUUGGAAAGAUGUCUCGGUUGCAUUCCUUAUCUCGAACUCAGUCUCGUCCUUCAGCUUCUGUGAAUCCCAAAGUAAGUGUCAAAAAGCCAAGAAAACAGAGGCAUCCUUGGCUGCAUGCAGCACCAGAGAGAGAUUCAGACAGCGUAUUGUCAUUGCACACACAAUUGUGCAGAGAUCGCAUGGAUCUCUGUAACUGUCCUAAUUUUGUUUUAGGGAAGCUUACCAGGAAGGGAUCUCUGGGUUCUCUUCCUGGGAAGAACCCCAGUGUCUUGAGACGAAUAGAGAUCGAACUAAGUCGAUCUCUGAAGAGAAAACCAGAGAUCGACCUAGAUCAAUCUUUGAUGUUGAGACAGCAUGAGAUCCACCCAAAUCGAUUUCUGACAAAGUGGAAAGGACCAUCUAAGGAGAUCAUUCUCGCCCCUGCCUAUCUUCAACAGAAUUCUGGAAGCUGCCUGAAGUCGACAGAGGCUGCCUGUAAAGAAGACAGAAUAUUAGCAAUAACUCCAAUCCGAAGAGUGCAAGUUCGCCAGAUAAUGGCAAGGCAAGAGGGCGCUCUAUCUCUAAAGGGAUAUGUGGAAUCUUUGGGCUUUGACUUGGGUAAUUGGUCCCAAGUUGGCUCACACCCGGUGAAGGCUGUGCUCGUUCUAUCGUCUGAGACUGAGUAA